AUGGCCUGGAUCAUGAACUUUGCGGCCAAAGUGUACCAUGGCAUUGCCGGGGAGGUAGAGCUGGAGGAGCUGGAGGCAUCGGAGGAGUCGGAGGGGCCUGACUCACCUUCACCGAAGUCUUCUGCCCCAGCCCUGACGACGAGUUGGCAGCCAGGGCAGGUGGUGCGGCUGGCCAACCUCCAAUCCCAACGGCAGCUCAAUGGUCAAGUUGCCACGGUGAUGCGCCAAGAUCCGGAGAAGGGCAAGUGGGUGGUUCGUCUCGAGAAGGAUGCAAAAGAGGUGAUGCUCAGCGGUGACAAAAUGGAACUUGCCCCUUCAGAUGCGACUUCCACAGCCACAUCGGACGGGUCAGAGAUGCUUUCACUUGAAAGUUGGGACAUGUUAUCACCAGAUAGGUCCAAUGCUUCUCCUGUGGAGCAGGAGCCAGGCCAGCCCAAAGUUGCAUCCCAGCAGAGCCAUUUUGAGGAGUGGUGCGCUGCGCAUUUGCAAGGUGCUGGGGAGCAAAAGCAGCUCACUCUGCUGCUGUUGGGUGAGGCUGGCAGCGGCAAGUCCUCAUUCUUGAACUUGUUGGGCAACUUCCCUACUGUGAUGCAACAUGGGCAGGAAGCUUUUGCUGGCAAAAUGAGUGACUUUCGAAACUUGGAGUUUGAGAAUGGCUUGAAAGACCAAAAAGUCAGCCAGACCUCAGCUGCCACAGUUUAUCACCUGAACAUGGGCCCAUUGAGCCUAAAGAUCGUGGACACUCCUGGCUUCGGCGAUGGUCGGCAUCGCUCUUCUGAUUAUGCGAAGCUCUUUGUUGACUGCUUGAAAAAGCUGGAUCAUGUCAAUGCAAUUGCAUUUGUGAUCUCUGGAAGAGACUCACGUUUGACUGCUCAACUGAAGGAUGUGAUGAUGGAGGUGUGCACAAUCUUUCCCAAAGCUGCCAAAAACAACAUAGUUGCUAUCUUCACAAACACCAUGCAAUGCAUCCAUUGUACUUGA
Molecule: messenger RNA, 981 nt
Organism: Cladocopium goreaui
Lineage: Eukaryota; Dinophyceae; Suessiales; Symbiodiniaceae
Source: the annotation of a GenBank genome assembly